AUGGAGCCCAUCAAGGUCCAAUCAGAAGGGGGACUGAAUGUGACCCUCACCAUCAGGCUGCUGAUGCAUGGCAAGGAGGUGGGAAGCAUCAUAGGAAAGAAAGGAGAGACGGUGAAGAAAAUGCGUGAAGACAGUGGCGCCCGCAUCAACAUCUCAGAGGGGAAUUGCCCCGAGCGGAUAGUCACCAUCACCGGGCCGACAGAUGCUAUUUUCAAGGCAUUUGCCAUGAUAGCCUACAAGUUUGAGGAGGAUAUAAUCAACUCUAUGAGCAACAGUCCAGCCACCAGUAAACCCCCCGUGACCCUGAGGCUCGUUGUCCCAGCCAGCCAGUGCGGCUCCCUCAUCGGCAAAGGAGGCUCCAAAAUCAAAGAAAUGAGAGAGUCCACAGGAGCUCAGGUCCAGGUUGCAGGCGACAUGCUCCCCAACUCCACCGAGAGAGCAGUGACGAUCUCAGGGGCCCCAGAAGCCAUCAUCCAGUGUGUCAAACAGAUAUGUGUGGUGAUGCUUGAGUCCCCACCGAAAGGUGCCACCAUCCCCUACCGCCCCAAGCCUGCCUCCACCCCUGUCAUUUUUUCAGGUGGCCAGGCUUAUACCAUUCAAGGACAGUACGCCAUCCCUCAUCCUGACCAGUUGAGCAAGCUCCACCAGUUGGCUAUGCAGCAAACCCCCUUUACCCCCCUCGGACAGACCACCCCUGCCUUCCCCGGUCUGGAUGCCAGUAACCAGGCCAGUACUCAUGAACUCACCAUUCCCAAUGAUCUAAUAGGCUGCAUAAUCGGACGUCAGGGAACCAAAAUCAACGAGAUCCGUCAGAUGUCUGGGGCGCAGAUCAAAAUUGCUAAUGCCAUGGAAGGGUCAUCGGAGCGCCAGAUCACCAUCACAGGGACCCCCGCCAACAUCAGCCUGGCCCAGUACCUCAUCAAUGCAAGGUUCAGAGACGUGGCGGCCAUGUGGAACGACCCAACUUCCAUGACCACAUCCUGA
This is a messenger RNA of Cyclopterus lumpus (lumpfish), 984 nucleotides long. RefSeq names its product poly(rC)-binding protein 3-like. Gene Ontology annotation, molecular function: mRNA binding. Gene Ontology annotation, biological process: regulation of RNA metabolic process; regulation of gene expression. Lineage: Eukaryota; Metazoa; Chordata; Actinopteri; Perciformes; Cyclopteridae. Gene Ontology annotation, cellular component: nucleus; cytoplasm. The transcript has 12 exons. Bases 1 to 984 code for a protein of 327 amino acids. The record is from RefSeq and is a predicted model, not a curated record.